Molecule: messenger RNA, 618 nt
Organism: Aegilops tauschii subsp. strangulata
Lineage: Eukaryota; Viridiplantae; Streptophyta; Magnoliopsida; Poales; Poaceae
Product: fasciclin-like arabinogalactan protein 16
Source: RefSeq, a predicted model, not a curated record
AUGGGUGCGCCGGCGUACAGCGCCGUGCUGCUCUUAUACCUUGCGCUGGUCGUGGGCGUCGCUACCGCGGAUGGGGCUCGGCCGGUCGAACGCACAAUUCCUUCCGCCGCUGGCUGUGACGGAGGAGUAACCGCGGUCGUCAACAGGUUCGGGGCGAGGGUCAACUCCAACUCGGUGCUGGUGGCGCUGCUGAACUCGCAGUGCACGGAGCUGGUGGAGAAGACGCUGAUGCUGCUGACGCUGGAGGGCGCCAGGAGCUGCAACAACAUCACCAUCUUUGCGCCGUGGAAUGACGUGUUUGUGCGGGACCUUGAGCGCUUCCUCCUUGAGCUCCGGAAUCUCAGGUCGCUACAGUCGCUGUUCCUCUUCCACGUCCUUCCCGCCCAACACCCCGCCGGGUCCUGGUCCGCUGCGUCCCACCACACGCUCUUCGGCGAGGAGGUCAAGCUCACUGCCGGGGCCGACGGCACCAUGCGCGUCGCCCACGCCGCCGUCACACUUCAGAACACCGUGCACAGGCCCGAAGGCGCCAUCCACGGCACCGAGCGCCUCCUCGUACCCCGCACCGUGCCGUUCAACCGCCACUCUAGCCUCGUCGCAAUCUCCAAUUUGCUUUAG